Messenger RNA from Acanthosepion pharaonis, 1287 nucleotides. The record is from the annotation of a GenBank genome assembly. NCBI's taxonomy places the organism in Eukaryota, Metazoa, Mollusca, Cephalopoda, Sepiida, Sepiidae.
AUGGAAAAUUGCUUUCUUAUUUGUACCCAGGCCAUGAAAAAUUGCUUUCUUAGUUAUACGCAGGCCAUGAAAAAUUGCUUUCUUAAUGCUACUCAGGCCAUGAAAAAUUGCUUUCUUAGUUUCUUUCACUCGUUCAUUCAUUCUUUCUUUCUUUCUUUCAUUUUUUCUUCCUUUGUUUUCCAUCAUUCCAUUCAUUCUUUCUUUCUUUCUUUCUUUCAUUUUUUUCUUCCUUUGUUUUCCAUCAUUCCAUUCAUUCUUUCUUUCUUUCUUUCAUUUUUUCUUCCUUUGUUUUCCAUCAUUCCAUUCAUUCUUUCUUUCUUUCUUUCAUUUUUUCUUCCUUUGUUUUCCAUCAUUCCAUUCAUUCUUUCUUUCUUUCUUUCUUUCAUUUUUUCUUCCUUUGUUUUCCAUCAUUCCAUUCAUUCUUUCUUUCUUUCUUUCAUUUUUUCUUCCUUUGUUUUCCAUCAUUCCAUUCAUUCUUUCUUUCUUUCUUUCAUUUUUUCUUCCUUCGUUUUCUAUCAUUCCAUUCAUUCUUUCUUUCUUUCUUUCUUUCAUUUUUUCUUCCUUUGUUUUCCAUCAUUCCAUUCAUUCUUUCUUUCUUUCUUCCUUUGUUUUCCAUCAUUCCAUUCAUUCUUUCUUUCAUUUUUUCUUCCUUCGUUUUCCAUCAUUCCAUUCAUUCUUUCUUUCUUUCUUUCGUUUUUUCUUCCUUUGUUUUCCAUCAUUCCAUUCAUUCUUUCUUUCUUUCAUUUUUUCUUCCUUUGUUUUCCAUCAUUCCAUUCAUUCUUUCUUUCUUUCUUUCAUUUUUUCUUCCUUUUUGUCCCCGAUUGCACUCUCCGUGCGGACCCGACCAACGCGUCCAACUACCUGAUUCCAGUCUAUAGUGCUUACAUACUGCGACCCUGCCCCGAUGGGACACAAUUUAACCAGAGUAUCUGUGGAUGUCAAAUGCUUUCAUAUAAAAAUGAUCCGAUUGAUUUACAUCCGAGUCAAGUCGACGCUGUGAAUCCAGUUAAAGAAGAAAUUACACAGCCAUCAAACUGGACGGAAACAAAUCAAAGAACAUCGUCGGUACCAGUGACACAGUCCCCGCAGUGUCCCCAUCAAAUAACCAAUGACAAAAGCAGAUUUCUUGAGUAUAUAACCGGUUUUGGCUGGGUCAAGAGAUUGUGCCCACCCGGAACUCAAUUCUUUUUGGAUAGCUGUAUGUGCCUCCAAACAGCUGUGGCUUCCAAAAUAGACACGAUCUCUCUCUCUCUCUCUCUCUCCACCCUUUCCGGGCGGACGCUAUGA